GGGCGGGCGGCGGCGGCGGCGGGUGGCGUCGGGGGCGCCUGCGGCGGACAGUGGCGGCGCCGGGCGGAGAGGCCGCGGCUGCCGGGGUCGUCGGGGGACAGCGGUGAGCUCAGGCCUGGGCGGCGGCGGCCGGGGGCGCAGGCGGAGCCCCGCGCCGGCCCAAGGUCCCGGCUAUGGCCGCGGCUACGAUCGUGCACGACACGUCUGAGGCGGUGGAGCUGUGCCCCCCGUACGGCCUGUACCUGAAGCCCAUCACGAAGAUGACCAUCAGCGUGGCGCUGCCGCAGCUGAAGCAGCCGGGCAAGUCCAUCUCCAACUGGGAGGUGAUGGAGCGGCUGAAGGGCAUGGUGCACAGCCACCAGUUCUCCACGCUGCGCAUCUCCAAGAGCACCAUGGACUUCAUCCGCUUCGAGGGCGAGGUGGAGAACAAGAGCCUGGUCAAGUCCUUCCUGGCCUGCCUGGACGGCAAGACCAUCAAGCUCAGCGGCUUCUCCGACAUCCUCAAGGUGCGCGCCGCCGAGUUCAAGAUCGACUUCCCCACGCGCCACGACUGGGACUCCUUCUUCCGCGACGCCAAGGACAUGAACGAGACGCUGCCCGGGGAGCGGCCGGACACCAUCCACCUCGAGGGCCUGCCCUGCAGGUGGUUCGCCCUCAAGGAGUCGGGCUCCGAGAAGCCCAGCGAGGAGGUGCUGGUCAAGGUGUUCGAGAAGUUCGGGGAGAUCCGCAAUGUGGACAUCCCUAUGCUGGACCCCUACCGGGAGGAGAUGACCGGCCGCAACUUCCACACCUUCAGUUUCGGGGGACACUUGAACUUCGAGGCCUACGUGCAGUACCGCGAGUACGUGGGCUUCAUCCAGGCCAUGAGCGCCCUGCGCGGCAUGAAGCUCAUGUACAAGGGGGAGGACGGCAAGGCCGUGGCCUGCAACAUCAAGGUCUCCUUCGACUCCACCAAGCACCUGAGCGACGCGUCCAUUAAGAAGCGGCAGCUGGAGAGGCAGAAGCUGCAGGAGCUGGAGCAGCAGAGGGAGGAGCAGAAGCGCCGCGAGAAGGAGGCGGAGGAGCGGCAGCGCGCCGAGGAGAGGAAACAGAAGCAGCUGGAGGAGCUGGAGCGGGAGCGGAAGCGCGAGGAGAAGCUGCGCCGGCGGGAGCAGAAGCAGCGGGACCGCGAGCUGCGCCGCAGCCAGAAGAAGCUGGAGAAGCUGCAGGCGCAGGAGCAGAAGCAGCUGCAGGAGAAGAUCCGGCUGGAAGAGCGCAAGCUGCUGCUGGCCCAGCGCAACCUGCAGUCCAUCCGCCUCAUCGCCGAGCUGCUCAGCAGGGCCAAGGCCGCGAAGCUGCAGGAGCAGGAGCGUAAGGACGCGUCGCUGCGGCUGCAGCAGCUGGAAGAGCGGCGGCGGCGGCAGGAGGCCGAGCUGCGGCGCGUGGAGGAGGAGAAGGAGCGCGCGCUGGGGCUGCAGCGCAAGGAGCGCGAGCUGCGGGAGCGGCUGUUGAGCAUCCUGCUGAGCAAGAAGGCGGACGACCCCCGCGCGCGCGACGAGCUCGCGCUCUCCCACGCGCGGCUCCUGCAGCCCGUGCUGGACAUCCUGCAGACCGUGUCGGCCGGCCGCGUGGGCGCCGCUGCCGUGCACCCGCUGGGGGGCCAGCCGCCCCCUGACACGCCGAAGGACACCCCGCCGCGGCCGGAGAGCGAUGGCACGUCCAGGAACGCGACCGGGAGCGUCCCCGAGGAGGCCCCGUGCAAGGAAGGCCCCGAUUCUCGCCUCGCCGCUGCGGGGGACGCUUCCCCGGACAAGAGGUGCCCCGGCGUGCUCGCCUGCAUUCCCGACAACAACCAGCAGCCCAAGGGCCUGCCCGCCGCCUGGGACCAGACCGCGCCCAAAAAGGACAUCCGUUCCGAGCAAGACAAGUGCAACCGGGAGCCCAGCGGGAGCCGAGGCCGGGCCAGCGGGGGCCGCGCGGAGGACGAGCGGCACAAGCGGGAGAGGAGCCGGCCGCGGCGGGCGGGCAGUCGGGAGGGCGGGAGGCGGCCGCGGAAGGAGCGGCGGCAGCACAAGGAGCGCUCACGCCAGGACGACAGCCCUCCCCGGCGGAGCGCCAGCCCCGCGCACAGCCGGUCCCGCAGGUCGCGCAGCAGGGAGCGGUCCAGCCGCCGCGAGAGGAGCCCAGACCGCAGGGGCGGCUCGGGCCGGAAGCGUAGCCGCCAUCGCCGCAGCGAGCGAGACAGGUCGCGCUCAGGGUCCCCCAGCCGGCACCACAGCACCUGGAACAGGUAAUGCAUGGUGUCCCGUGCGGCCGCCGGCCGGAGAUCCGGACCGUGGCGCUUCCCCGCUCUCCUUCCGCCUGGCCUCCACGCAGCACGGCGCCCAGGAACCAGCCACGCAGGAGGGCCACGCGUCCCACGUCUCCUUCGUCGACACCCGCUGGUCCUCUUUGAGCGCGCCGUCCGCAGUCGCUACCUUUAGUUUUCCCUCGAAACUGUCGUUGCGAUAGCUUUAACGUCACCGGUCUGUGUCCAACAGGAGAGGCGCCCUGGCCGGCAGCGGUGACACGUGCGCGCAGGCCGAGCGGCCUUUUUGUCCCGUCCAGGGACGUCCCCGCGUGCAUUGACUGCACGGGACGCACGUGCCCGUCGUCUGGGGACAGACUGUCAAGGACGGACAGCCGGGGUCCCACAGGGCCUGAAAAUUUGAAAAAGCCGCGCCUUCGCGCUUUUGUUUCCUUUUCCUUUUGUAAUUUUAAGUGAUUGGGAAGUGCGGUUGGCGGGAUGUCGGUAGAAGCCGGUGGUCUGGCGCGUGCGGCCCCACGUGGCACCGGGCAAGUCCUCGAGCUCAGCACGCGCCCGUGCUGCCUCUCCAGCCCCGGUGCGUGCGGGGCGGUCGGCUCGGUGUCCCUCCCCUUCGCUCCGGAAGCAUCCGCGCUGCAAACUGGUCAUUACGCAUCAAGGAAGGUCGGUGCGGAGCUUUGGUUUCUAGUCGAGGUUAGCGUGUGUGGGUUUUUUAAGAAGCCGUUUUGCUAAAUUAUUUUUACUUGGAACAUUUCAAACAGAUUUAAGGCUUAAAAACUUGUUAAAUUUUAUAAUCAUUUGCUUCUCCAAGUGAAGCCCAAGAAAUACUUAAAAAUAGCUGUAAUGUUUGCGUUAGGAAAGACGGUGUUUACUCCAGUUUGCAUUUUUGUGGAAUAAAAUCUUUUUCCAAUGAACUGA
Molecule: messenger RNA, 3202 nt
Organism: Lutra lutra (Eurasian river otter)
Lineage: Eukaryota; Metazoa; Chordata; Mammalia; Carnivora; Mustelidae
Gene: AKAP17A
Product: A-kinase anchoring protein 17A
Exons: 5
Coding region: 174-2273 (699 amino acids)
Biological process (GO): regulation of RNA splicing
Cellular component (GO): nuclear speck; cytosol
Molecular function (GO): protein kinase A binding; RNA binding
Source: RefSeq, a predicted model, not a curated record